This is a messenger RNA of Brienomyrus brachyistius, 5357 nucleotides long. RefSeq names its product collagen alpha-2(I) chain-like. The record is from RefSeq and is a predicted model, not a curated record. The coding region runs from base 3455 to 4201 and encodes 248 amino acids. The transcript is spliced from 2 exons. NCBI's taxonomy places the organism in Eukaryota, Metazoa, Chordata, Actinopteri, Osteoglossiformes, Mormyridae.
UUUACACUGAGUAAUUCAAAAAUAGGGAAAAGGGAAGGCAAAUGAAAGAAAGAAAGAAAGAAAGAAAGAAAGAAAGAAAGAAAGAAAGAAAGAAAGAAAGAAAGAAAGAAAUAAAGAUGACAACAGGAAUGGAAGCAGAAAUUCCUAAAUGUGUAGGGAAAUGAAUUACAUUUAAAUUUAUUAUUUAAUGACGAUUAUUAACUUAUUAUUGUUACGCCGGAUGGUCGGCUCCUCCAAACUCAACUGCGGUAUCCCUGUGAGUCUGUUAAUGUUAGACUUAAAUGGGAUUCACUAAUUACCAGUAUCUCUUAGUAACCUGGGUUAGAAUGCACGUCCAGCGAGCUGCAUCACCAGGUAAUGUAAACAAUCGGAAACAAAGCUCCCCUCACAGCCGAUCAGAGAGAGUAUCGCGAUAUUUCAGGCGAGUUUUAGGUUUCAGAGCUUAGGAACCAGUUCGCACAGAGGCAGGGACUAUUGUGAGCACUCAAUGAACGGAGGAGAAGUUGUAUAAAAGGCAAGCAUUUAUUUCUAACUAAUACUAUACUAACAUAAGACAGACAUUCCACUUAACAUAAACUAACACAAAAUAAUGGAACAGAACCAAACAAAAUGUAAUAUGAAAAUGCAGUGACUAGAUUUAAAUGAGUAACCUUAAAAAGGGAAAUAUAGUUCUGCAAAGCAAGAAGAGUUAAUGGAAACAUGACCUUACGGUUAUAGAGCAGAUCAAACAGAACUGCUUAGGUUGUUAGAGGGAAUGGAAGCUGGUUUACUUGGUUGUGGAGUGGAGAGGGUCUUGGCAGUAGGUUGCAGAGGUGAUGAGCUAAGGGAAUGGUGGCACUCAGGAAGGCGCGGCCUUUGGAGCAGCUGUGGAAGUGGAGCCCCUUGGAUUCUCUCACCUUGUGAAGCUUUAAGGUGAACGGCUUUGUGUUGGGGUGGCAGUUCUCUGUUGGGUGGCAGGCCUUCACUGGCAGGCUUCAGGACAGGUUCCUUUACUGGGCUUCGCGGUGGUCUGACCAUUUUUUGAAGUUUUCUGGAGGGCUUCUUGCAGGGCUGCUUGCGGCUUUGUUCUGAGGUGCCAGGUUUUAUGGUCCAGAGUUCAUGAAUAGGGAUGACCAGGAACCUGACACCUGAACCAAUGGCUGGCCAUCUAGUUGGGGGGCUUUCACAGGGGUGUCUGUGGCAGUAAUUUUAGUAUUUACGACUAGACUGAUGCGACUUUACUGAUGAUUUUCAUGAAACGGGUGUAACUUUUGAUACAUACAAUCUUAUGAUAAAAUGCUGACCAGGUUUGAAUUCAGGAGUGAUUUUCCAUCAGUUUGACACCAAAAUGCCAUACCAGCCUGGCAGUUCAUACCUCAUACCAUCCAUCCAACCAUCCAUUUUCCAAACCGCUUAUCCUAUUGGGUCGCGGGGGGUCCGGAGCCUAUCCCGGAAGCAAUGGGCACGAGGCAGGGAACAACCCAGGAUGGGGGGCCAGCCCAUCGCAGGGCACACUCACACACCAUCCACUCACACAUUCACACCUAUGGGCAAUUUAGCGACUCCAAUUAGCCUCAGCAUGUUUUUGGACUGUGGGGGGAAACCGGAGUACCCGGAGGAAACCCCACGACGACAUGGACGAACAUGCAAACUCCGCACACAUGUGACCCAGGCGGAGACUCGAACCCGGGUCCCAGAGGUGUGAGGCAACAGUGCUAACCACUGCACCACCAUCCCGCCUCUUACCUCAUACCAUCUGUAUUAAUUAAUUAGCAAUUUCUUACGUAAUGUAUGUUAAUAAAUCACAUAUGUAUACAGUAUAGGUGUUUUGUGUUGCACCUCAACAGAUGUGGCUGCUUGGGAUAAGUUGUACAGACACAACAUUGUAUAUUCACAUGCAAACAGCACAUACCCUUAGACUGACGUGGACAUUAGUUUGUUGCAAUACCAAUUUCAAUUACAUCUGGAAACGACAUAUUUUGGUUUGUGUGACUUACUCCAAUGAUCUGCUCUCCAGGAUUGAUAAUAUACACAUUGAUUCAGUCUUUUACACAGAGUAGUAGAGGACAAAGAAGUGCUAAUGGACCACAAGGAUCAGAUAAGGACCAACGUAGGAAUGUGAAAAGUGGGGGUCAUUAAACAAAGAAAGAAAAGACCUCUGAUAUUUAGGAGACCCACUAAGACACCUGGUAACAUUACUGUAUUUAAUUUUCACGAUUCUUCUGGGAUAAUCAUGAGAUCAUGUAUGCAGGGGUAGCUAUAUUUAUAUAUUUGGGAACAUUGGUAAUUAAUCUACACACAGGAGAUACACGAUCUUUUAGGAGGGCACUGUCUUCACAGAUGGAAGGUCUUGUGGAGCAUCAGAUACUUUCACUUACCCACCACUUGGAAAUAUCGGGAGGUUACUCCGCGGGGAACUCCACAGGUGGCAAACAGUAGGUCUGUGGCGUAUUCUCUUCCUGGGCAAACAGAUUGCACAUUCAGAAAGGGCUGCAAUGGGAGAGAGAUUCUGCACUAAGCCCAAGAUCUGGGAGAAAUGCUCAUGAUGACAUAUUACCAUAUGGAAGUAGAGGGAAAAUGCAGGGAAAAUUGUGACCGGCACACAUCUUACGUGAACUAAUUUUUCUAAUUUGCCCUUAGAGUGUAAUUGUGUGUUUGAUGAGCUGACAUCCCAUCCAGGGUGUCCCCUGCCUUGCGCCUUAUGUCAUGGAAACUAUUCAGUUGUGGCACAGUGGGAAUCAUGAUGACCUCACCCCGCUAAAUUUAGGGGUUUGAAGUUUCAUGUGUCGGGUUUGCUCUGCCUUCAUGCAAGUUGGUCUAAAUUGCCAGUAGUGAAAUACUUCACGUGUGCAUGUAUAUGCUGUGUGAUGGACUGGCAUACUAUCUGUAGAUCAGCCCUCUUUCAGCCUUCUGCAUAACAGGCUUCAGUCCACUACUGACUAGUAGCUCUGCCUGUGAUCUGUUAUCCAACUGUAGCAAGCUGUGCUAACGCAGACUGCCACCACCCUUGGCUGUGUCGUAAUAAAGAUUCUGAUUCUGUCCAUCUGCAUCUUCGACAUGAACUCUGGCCUGGGUACAGAGAAUCCCGCCACGUGGACCAACCAAUCAGAUGUGUUUUUCCUGCCUAUUCUGGUUGCUUGGACCCACCUCCUUUGCAAUCUGAUUGGUUAACUCUCUGAACCAAUCAUUUUCUUCAUUCUGCCCUCAGAACAUUUUUGUGUAAGUGAAACUCCCAUGAGCCAGCUCUACCGCUAACAGCCUUUUUAAUUUAUGUGAGGAACUGCAAGGAGGCCUGUAGUCAGUGAUCUCAGCAGGAGGCUCUGGAUUCUACAUGCUGACCGGUUUAGCAGGCGCUUUGCCCUUUAGUGCUGGCUAAGCAGAAGAAUUGCAGUCUGUCCUUAAACCAGGGAGAGCUAUUGGAAUGGUUGCAAUAUGGGCAUAUUAAAUCCUUCAAGUUACAAUUUGCACUGUACCCAUGUAUGCCGCUGUCGUCGGGUGCCAAUCGGGGCAAUCAGGGGAGCCCGCCCUGCGGGGCGUGACAGUAGCCAUGUAUGCCGCUGUCGUCGGGUGCCAAUCGGGGCAAUCAGGGGAGCCCGCCCUGCGGGGCGUGACAGUACCCAUGUAUGCCGCUGUCGUCGGGUGCCAAUCGGGGCAAUCAAGGGAGCCCGCCCAGUGGGGCGUGACAGUACCCAUGUAUGCCGCUGUUGUCGGGUGCCAAUCGGGGCAAUCAGGGGAGCCCGCCCUGCGGGGCGUGACAGUACCCAUGUAUGCCGCUGUUGUCGGGUGCCAAUCGGGGCAAUCAGGGGAGCCCGCCCUGCGGGGCGUGACAGUACCCAUGUAUGCCGCUGUCGUCGGGUGCCAAUCGGGGCAAUCAGGGGAGCCCGCCCAGUGGGGCGUGACAGUACCCAUGUAUGCCGCUGUCGUCGGGUGCCAAUCGGGGCAAUCAGGGGAGCCCGCCCUGCAGGGCGUGACAGUACCCAUGUAUGCCGCUGUCGUCGGGUGCCAAUCGGGGCAAUCAGGGGAGCCCGCCCUGCGGGGCGUGACAGUACCCAUGUAUGCCGCUGUCGUCGGGUGCCAAUCGGGGCAAUCAGGGGAGCCCGCCCUGCGGGGCGUGACAGUACAACAGAUAGGUAGCUUGAGGUUCUUUGUGAAGAACCGCAACAUCUGCCCUGGCCAGAAGGAAGGAUCGGGCCGGUGCUGUCAGUCCGCCUUAGUUUUCUGAACACAAGAGCAUGUGUGGAGCUAGUGGUGAGAGCUUGGCAGGCGAUUGAGCCGGUCCUGACAAGCCAUGACCUGGAUUGAUGCAUUCAGACAAACACAGUCAGUCCUGCUCCAAGUCAAUGAAUGUGUUCCUAAAAGACCUUGCAUUGACUACAAUUGUGCACUAAAAUACAAUGGGAUCACAUAUCCAAUGGGAAAAGGGCUUGGGGAAUCGAACUCCAAAACAGUAACACCAAACAAAAUUAAUUAAAUAAUAAAAACAGUGAUGACAGCAGCCAACAGUGUAACAAUACGCGUUUUAAAUAAAAGCACAAAUACGAGAGAUUAUGGUACACGGAGGUGCACUGAAGGCUACAUGGCUACAGACAAUCUACGAAAAGCAAAUGUAAGUCAUUUUAAAAAUGUUGUUUGUAUAUGAUAAUUUGUCAUUUUUUUUAGAAUCUUAAGAUUGACCUGCGCAAUAUGGGGAUAUACGAAAAGUUAAGUUCUUUUUAGAUCUGAAAAUCGGUUCAGCCGAUUGGCUGAAAAGAAGCAUUUGAUCAUCAAUCGGACAGCAAUAUCCUUCUUUUGGCGUUUUGUCAUGCAGGUAGUGUUUCUUGUCCUGUUGUAGCUUUUCUCUCCAACUGAAAGUCACGCAAAUACAACUGCAAUUCCGUGAUGUGUUGGACAUGGGUACUAAUACUGCAAUCGUAUCAGAUCAGAUUCAAGGUGUAGUAAAGUAUCGCGUGGUGCAGCAGGACUGACGGUACCUGCAACGUAAACACCAGAGAACAAUUUAAAAUACUGAAAAAAACACAUUCCAUGGUACCGUUAAAAUGACCUGCUAUUCAUAAACAAAUAAAAAAAUUUGUAGCUAGAAAGGUUAGAAUAUGCUUCCGUUUAGCAAUGUUUUUAAGGCCUCAGAGGCUCAUCCUGGACAGAAACUUAAUAUGAGUAUGAAAUGACUGGACUUUAUUGAAAAUCACACCCAGUCACCCCAUCGAGAUGAUGAGUGAUGACAAGCCAAUUCAAACUGGUGGAGUGAAGGAGAGACGGAAGAUUAUUACCAGCUUUUACUAUACCAGAAUGCAGGUGAAUGAUACGCAUAGUCUCUAUAUGCUAGGAGGACAUAUGUGAGGAAGUAGGAUGUGGCAUCUAACCUUUCUGCUUAAAAUGUU